This is a messenger RNA of Fusarium proliferatum ET1, 1251 nucleotides long. RefSeq lists its product as uncharacterized. The transcript has 2 exons. NCBI's taxonomy places the organism in Eukaryota, Fungi, Ascomycota, Sordariomycetes, Hypocreales, Nectriaceae. The record is from RefSeq and is a predicted model, not a curated record. The coding region runs from base 1 to 1251 and encodes 416 amino acids.
AUGUCCGCACGCAACACAAAUAGAGAUCAGUUCUUGGCCACAUUUAUCCACCGUCAACUCCCAUCCUGUAUCCUCGCCUCUGGUCACCUCAACGACCAUCGGAGAUGGCUCCUUCGCCUACCCGACAUCGCAGUGCUGACACCGGCCAUGGAGUACGCUAUCCUAGCGCUCAGUACCGCAGCCUUUGAGAGAGAUGGCGCCCUUGAAGGUCAGAGCCUAAAGCUUUACACUAGAGGACUAUAUGAGCUCCAAAAAGCGAUUGAUAAUUCCAAAACGAGAUUGGAUGACCAAACUCUUGCAGCUUGUGUUCUUCUAGGCAUGUUUGAGUUCGCAGAGUGUCCAGGGCGAACUGUCAGUGCCUACAUGAGACACUAUCAGGGAGCGAUGGCACUCCUUCAGCUUCGUGGACCUGAGCAGCAUAUGGGUGGCCUGGCCCAUGAUGUGUUUCAAGUACUCAGAAUGCAUACUGCGUUUCAAGGUCUGGCGCAGGGGUAUGAGAACCAACUAGCCAAGCCAACAUGGAUGGAAAGACCAUGGAUAUCAAAAUCGAAGACUAUGCAUGACCGACUUCUCGAUAUCUUUCUUCGCGUCCCAGGACUACUAUCCAGAGCCAGAGCUGUUACAGCUUCACAGCCAUCUCAAGCUACACUUAAUGGCGGCCUAGAAGCUUUGAUGGCAUUGCUAGCUCUCAAUGGAGAGCUUAAUCAGUGGGUUGAGUCGUACCAAAACACCUACCCCACCACCCACUGGCCAGAGCUGUCAACGGCCAGUAGCUCGACAGACAGUGAGGAGCUGGGAAGACUCUACCCAGUAUCAUUCCAGUUUUCGUCUUACCAUAUAGCGGAGACUAUGAUACUCUACUGGACGAUACAGGUCUUGAUACAUGCUAGCAUCUCCUCCCUCUAUACCAGAUCAACAUCUAGUGAGAAGGACAUCACAAUAUUAGAGGCCGAUGAUCUGUCACCUAAGGACAAUGAUAAAAUUUCUCUUGCCGACAUACAACGUAUACUCGAUACAUCCGACGUCAUGUCAUGGCCAGAGACAUCAGCUCGCUACAUCUGUCAGUCAGUGGAAUAUUUCUUUCAAAAAGAGUUUCGUGGCAUGGGCGCUGGGGUUGUUCUAUCACCAUUAUUGGUGGUCCAAGCAUGCCUAUCCAGAUCAGCACGGGAAUUUUCUAGAGAGAUUGCUUGGAUCGACGAGACAAUUGGGCGUGUUCAAAGGAAUGGAGCUGGAUUAGCGGCUUGCAUUUAG